This is a messenger RNA of Pomacea canaliculata, 1708 nucleotides long. RefSeq lists its product as uncharacterized. The record is from RefSeq and is a predicted model, not a curated record. The coding region runs from base 314 to 1150 and encodes 278 amino acids. The transcript is spliced from 4 exons. Lineage: Eukaryota; Metazoa; Mollusca; Gastropoda; Architaenioglossa; Ampullariidae.
CGAGUGGACCAAUACGCUCCCUCAGCUGACAGGGACUAGAGCGAGAACAAAAGAUUUAAUAUCGUCAGCGAUAGUGUAGGAACAUUGUACAGUGUCGAGCAUCAGUAAAUGUGUUCUCACUUGACUGUUGCAAACUUGUGAAACCUUCUCUCUGACAGGACUGUGAGCAAAUAUAUACAUGAACAAAGCGAAAAAAAACUAUUUUUCCUGAAAAAAACUACACAAGAUGAGCCCAGAAAGGUGUUUGAAGGAAAUAAAGUAUUCUUGGGAAGGAUAGACCUCACUGUUUUAGAAAUUAAUUAUCCGUGUUAACAUGGUCUCGACAUCAGGACACACUAUGAUGACUCCACGUCGCUACCUCCGACUGGCUAUCGUCGCAGCCCUGUUGCUUGCUGUAAUCACCAUUUACGUCACGUUCUUCCGUCACCCUCCCCCCGAUAAGCUGAUGGAAAUGAAUCGUCGUAGAGGACAAGACUUUGCUGCCAGUUUCCUCGGGCAUGACGACGAUGUCAAGGCAACACACAAUAAGGAUAAAAAGACAAAUCGUGGUGCUAACGAAGAGAAAGGAGUCGAUGGAGAUUACGAUGAGGAUGAUAAGACGAUGUUAAAAAAUAAAGAGGACAAUGACGUAGUCGAUGAUGAUGAAGAUGUUGAUGCAGAUGAAGCAGGUCCGAAGAAGUCCGGUAAAAAUCAUGUGGAAGGAAUGGUGAAAGGAAAGGCUCAGUGGGACGCUUUUCUUAGGGAUCACAAGUACACAUCUGUUGGUGUGGUCUUUGACAAGUGCGAGAAGCCAACAGCUCAGCUAGGCACGGUCAUACUGCUUGCUGACGAGGAGUUUGGAGGAGUCAAAACCAGAACUUUCUACAACCUUACUCUUGAGGAAGACUUCAAAGGUGGGACUUUUAACAUCGAAGUCAAAUACAACGGCCAGGACCUGUACGACAACUGGUGGGAGAUCUGCGAGAUGGAGGAUGAUCUGGAACCCGAGAAGCGGACCUUCGCCUGCCCCAUCCGCAAGGGAUUAAACAGCCUCGUCAAAGAUAAACACAUACCUGGAUACUUACCAGAGGGACGCUACUUGUCGAAAGCAUGGGUCAAAACUCAGACUGGACGUCUGAUAGCAUGCGGCUUCAGCGACCUCACACUGUGACAACCGUGUAAACUGUGGCCCAGGGAGAAGGAUUCGACCUCAAAGAAAGUUUAAAAAUAAAAACUAGAGAGAACGGUGACGCGGUCGUAGUGUCCUACUGUUUUCAAAAAUGUUCUUUCAAUGACAGAACUAGACAAUGACUGUAUUAACAUGCAGAAUAUAGUGGAGAAAGAGAACUUCUAUAGUGAAAAAACUGAAAGAGAGUGAGAGGGAGGCGCGAGCGCGUGUGUGUGGAGACAAUUCAAUUAACGGCAUAUGUAGUGUGAUAACCAAUUCAAUGAACUUUUUAGAUAUUUUAUCCCUUGCUAGAGAGAGAAAGAGCGAGAAUAGCAUGCAUUGUGUCCCUGUAUUUUCUUUUUGUUUCUCUUUCUCUUUGUGUGUGUUUAUUCUCGAACAUGCAUACGUGCCCACCUACACACAUUCGCCCCGUCCUCCGACCACCACACAAACACCUGUGUGCAGACAUGAAGGUAGCAAAAAUAUGUUAUUUAAAUAACAUGAUGCUUUACAGAGGGAAAUAGAUGUCGUGAUGCUGAUAAAUAAACGAUGGUCACGCGA